AGUCUCUGCCAGGAUCCAUGCUCACAUGUUACUUCCUGUAUGGAGGCAUGGCCAGUUUCCAGCCCCGCGCUCCUCGUUCCUCCCCAGCCUGCGCUGGAGCCACAACUUUCAGGAGCAUGGACUGAAGGCGCCCUCGCCCCAGCGCCCCUCUGAGAUCCUUUGUGUUUUCCUCCGUUUCCUCCGGCCGUUUCUAUUUUGGGGGGGCUCUUCGCUCCCCCCGCCUCUCCCCUCCCCUUCCCCGCUCGCAAACAUGCCUCCUUCCUUCCCCGGGCCCUGGAAGGAGCUGCCUGCUUGAAGCCCGAAGACGCCGCGCCGCGCUCAGCCCCACCGCCGCCCGCCGGCUCUCGGGCUGCGCUGCGCCGCCGACUCAAGUUGGGGAUCUUCGGCUGCUCGCCGCCGCCGCUUGCGGUCCCUGCCUGCCCCGGGCCCCGGGCAUCGUCGCCGCCCGCCGAUUCCUCGCCCUGCUCGCUCGGCUUGCUCUUUUUUGAACGGAAAGCAGCCCUUCUCCACCGAGGAUCGUCCCCAGCGUGGCUCCGCGUUCCCGGUCACUUUUUGAGAUUUUUCCGGGGGGCGCUCGGCGGCUUCCCGGAUUCCAGGGGGACUCGGGCCGCCGAGCGCGGGGGGCCCGUAGAGCGGGCGAGCAGGGGAAGAGCCAGGGUUUAGCGGAGGCUCACACGGAGACAAGAACUUAUUCAACAAGUUUACCCCCCUGCCUUCUUCUUUUCGAUGUGCGUUUUCGGACAUGCGGAGGUUACUGGAACCGUGUUGGUGGAUUUUGUUCCUGAAAAUCACCAGUUCCGUGCUCCAUUAUGUCGUGUGCUUCCCCGCCUUGACGGAAGGCUACGUUGGGGCCCUGCAUGAGAACAGACACGGCAGCUCAGCGCAGAUCCGCAGGCGCAAGGCUUCAGGCGACCCGUACUGGGCCUACUCAGGUGCCUAUGGUCCUGAGCACUGGGUCACGUCUAGUGUCAGCUGCAGGGGCCGUCACCAGUCUCCCAUAGACAUUUUAGACCAGCAUGCGCAGGUCGGCGAAGAGUACCAGGAGCUGCAGCUGGAUGGCUUCGACAGUGAGUCUUCUAACAAAACCUGGAUGAAAAACACAGGGAAAACAGUUGCCAUCCUCCUAAAGGACGACUAUUUUGUCAGUGGUGCCGGCCUGCCUGGCAGAUUCAAAGCCGAGAAGGUGGAAUUUCACUGGGGACACAGCAAUGGCUCGGCGGGCUCUGAACACAGCAUCAACGGCAGGCGCUUUCCUGUGGAGAUGCAGAUUUUCUUUUAUAAUCCAGACGACUUUGACAGCUUUCAAACUGCAAUUUCUGAAAACAGAAUAAUCGGAGCCAUGGCCAUAUUUUUUCAAGUCAGUCCAAGGGACAAUUCCGCACUGGAUCCUAUUAUCCAUGGGUUGAAGGGCGUCGUACAUCAUGAGAAGGAGACCUUUCUGGACCCUUUCGUCCUCCGGGAUCUCCUGCCUGCGUCCCUGGGGAGCUAUUACCGGUACACGGGUUCUCUGACCACCCCGCCGUGUAGCGAAAUUGUAGAGUGGAUCGUCUUCCGGAAGCCUGUCCCCAUCUCUUACCAUCAGCUCGAGGCUUUUUACUCCAUCUUCACUACAGAGCAGCAAGACCACGUCAAGUCGGUGGAGUAUCUGAGAAAUAACUUCCGACCACAGCAAGGUCUGAAUGACAGGGUGGUGUCCAAGUCUGCGGUCCGCGACGCCUGGAACCACGACAUGACGGACUUCUUAGAAAACCCACUGGGGACAGAAGCCUCUAAAGUUUGCAGUUCUCCGCCCAUCCACAUGAAGGUGCAGCCUCUGAACCAGACGGCGCUGCAGGUGUCGUGGAGCCAGCCGGAGACCAUCUACCACCCGCCCAUCAUGAACUACAUGAUCUCCUACAGCUGGACCAAGAACGAGGACGAGAAGGAGAAGACGUUCACGAAGGACAGCGACAAGGACUUGAAAGCCACCAUUAGCCACGUGUCACCUGAUAGCCUUUACCUGUUCCGAGUCCAGGCCGUGUGUCGGAAUGACAUGCGCAGUGACUUCAGCCAGACAAUGCUCUUUCAAGCUAAUACCACUCGAAUAUUCCAAGGGACCAGAAUUGUUAAAACAGGAGUGCCCACGGCGUCUCCUGCCCCGUCGGCUGACAUGGCCCCCAUCAGCUCGGGGUCUUCGACCUGGACCUCCUCCGGCAUCCCCUUCUCAUUUGUCUCCAUGGCGACUGGGAUGGGCCCGUCCUCCAGCGGCAGCCAGGCGACCGUGGCCUCGGUGGUCACCAGCACGCUCCUGGCCGGCCUGGGCUUCAGCGGCGGCGGCAUCCCCUCCUUCCCCAGCACCGUGUGGCCCACGCGCCUGCCGACGGCCGCCUCGGCCAGCAAGCAGGCCGUCAGGCCCGUCCUGGCCACCACGGAGGCCUUGGCUCCCCCGGGCCCCGACGGCGACCCGGCCCCGACCGAGGACAGCGAGGGCGCGGAGGAAGGGGAGGAUGAGAAGAGCGAGAGUGAAGAUGGGGAGCGAGAGCACGAGGACGAGGGAGAGAAGGACGCCGAGAAGAAGAAGAGCCGGCCGAGCCACGCCGCCCAGGAGCCGCGUCAGGACGAGCCCACCUCCACCCCGUCUCCCAGCGGGACCGCCGAGGACGGCGGGCGUCAGACUCUGCCCGGGCCCGGGCGGGACCCCACCGCGGCCCCCACACACCAGCCCGAUGCCGCGGGGGGCGCCCGCCCGGGCCUGGACGCCGGCCCGGCCACCGCCACCCCGGGGCCCCCCACGGCCACAGAGGAGCGCUUCGAAGGGAGCGACCCCAGGAGGCCCCAGACGCCGUCAAAAAAGCCCAUGUCCCGAGGGGACCGAUUUUCCGAGGAUAGCAAAUUUAUCACGGUUAAUCCAGCAGAAAAGAACACCUCUGGAAUGAUAAGCCGUCCUUCUCCAGGGAGGAUGGAAUGGAUCAUCCCUCUGAUUGUGGUCUCAGCCUUGACCUUCGUGUGCCUCAUGCUUCUCAUUGCUGUGCUAGUUUAUUGGAGAGGGUGUAACAAAAUAAAGUCCAAGGGCUCUCCCAGACGUUUCCGUGAAGUGCCUUCUUCUGGGGAGAGAGGAGAGAAGGGGAGCAGAAAAUGUUUUCAGACAGCUCAUUUCUACGUGGAAGAUAGCAGUUCCCCUCGGGUGGUCCCCAAUGAAAGUAUCCCUGUGAUUCCUAUUCCGGAAUAUGUGUUGACCUCUGGAAAAUGCCUAGGAGCUUCUCUCUCCUCUGAACUGAGUCAUCUGACAGACACAGCUGAUGACAUGGAAGCCAUUCCUGUCAAACAGUUUGUUAAACACAUUGGUGAGCUCUAUUCUAAUAACCAGCAUGGGUUCUCCGAGGAUUUUGAGGAAGUCCAACGCUGUACGGCCGAUAUGAACAUCACUGCAGAACAUUCCAAUCAUCCAGAUAACAAGCACAAAAACAGAUACAUCAACAUUUUAGCAUAUGAUCACAGUAGGGUGAAGUUAAGACCUUUACCAGGAAAAGACUCUAAGCACAGUGACUACAUUAAUGCAAACUACGUCGAUGGUUACAACAAAGCGAAAGCCUAUAUCGCCACCCAGGGACCUUUAAAGUCUACAUUUGAAGAUUUCUGGAGGAUGAUUUGGGAACAAAACACUGGAAUCAUUAUCAUGAUUACGAAUCUUGUGGAAAAAGGAAGACGAAAAUGUGAUCAGUAUUGGCCAACAGAGAAUAGUGAGGAGUAUGGAAACAUUAUUGUCACACUGAAGAGCACAAAAGUACACGCCUGCUACACUGUUCGUCGUUUUUCAGUCAGAAAUACAAAAGUGAAAAAGGGUCAGAAAGGAAAUCCCAAGGGUCGUCAGAAUGAAAGGGUCGUGAUCCAGUAUCACUACACUCAGUGGCCUGACAUGGGAGUUCCUGAGUAUGCCCUCCCCGUCCUGACCUUCGUGAGGAGAUCCUCGGCAGCCCGGACACCAGAAAUGGGCCCUGUGUUGGUGCACUGCAGCGCUGGUGUGGGCAGGACCGGCACCUACAUUGUAAUAGACAGCAUGCUGCAACAGAUAAAGGACAAAAGCACAGUAAACGUCCUGGGAUUCCUGAAGCACAUCAGGACACAGCGUAACUACCUCGUCCAGACUGAGGAGCAGUACAUUUUCAUCCAUGAUGCCUUGUUGGAAGCCAUUCUAGGAAAGGAGACCGAAGUAUCCUCUAAUCAGCUGCAUAGCUAUGUUAACAGCAUCCUCAUACCAGGAGUAGGAGGAAAGACACGGCUGGAGAAACAGUUCAAGCUGGUCACACAAUGUAAUGCCAAGUAUGUGGAGUGCUUUAGUGCUCAGAAAGAGUGUAACAAAGAAAAGAACCGAAACUCUUCCGUCGUGCCAUCCGAGCGUGCCCGAGUGGGUCUUGCACCGUUGCCUGGAAUGAAAGGAACAGAUUACAUUAAUGCUUCUUAUAUCAUGGGCUAUUAUAGGAGCAAUGAAUUUAUUAUAACCCAGCAUCCUCUGCCACAUACUACGAAAGAUUUCUGGCGAAUGAUUUGGGAUCAUAAUGCACAGAUCAUUGUCAUGCUGCCAGACAACCAGAGCUUGGCAGAAGAUGAGUUUGUAUACUGGCCAAGUCGAGAAGAAUCCAUGAACUGUGAGGCCUUUACCGUCACCCUUAUCAGCAAAGACAGACUGUGCCUCUCUAAUGAAGAACAAAUUAUCAUCCAUGACUUUAUCCUUGAAGCUACACAGGAUGACUACGUCCUAGAGGUUCGGCACUUCCAGUGUCCCAAAUGGCCUAACCCAGAUGCCCCCAUCAGCAGUACUUUCGAACUUAUCAACGUCAUCAAGGAAGAGGCCUUAACAAGGGAUGGCCCCACCAUUGUUCAUGAUGAGUAUGGAGCAGUUUCAGCAGGAAUGUUGUGUGCCCUUACCACCCUGUCCCAGCAACUGGAGAAUGAAAAUGCUGUGGAUGUUUUCCAGGUUGCAAAAAUGAUUAAUCUUAUGAGGCCUGGAGUAUUCACAGACAUUGAACAAUACCAGUUUGUCUAUAAAGCAAUGCUCAGCUUGGUCAGCACUAAAGAAAAUGGAAAUGGUCCCAUGACAGUGGACAAAAAUGGUGCUGUUCUCAUUGCAGAUGAAUCAGAUCCUGCCGAGAGCAUGGAAUCUCUGGUGUGAUUGGAAUCCUGAAAGGGCACUUAAUUUGUAAAACUUCUGAAGACUGAGAACUUUUUUGAGGCCUUUUUUGCCAGACUCUAGGUUAUACAAUAACCCAGUUACUUUUUUACACUGAUAAAAGUUUUGAUAUUUAUUUUUUGCCAUUUUAUGUCUUAAUGGUAUCCUACUGAGCAUUUGCACCUCUGUUCAUUUCACACAGUGAAACGCAGUUUUCCCUAGUUUGCACUAUAUGAUCAGUGUUACUGCCUAUAAUCUAAUACUAAAGCAAGCCCUGAUGUGACAUUCCAUGACAACAUACAUGCUACUUUUUAGUUCAGUACAAUGAAGGUCUUUGUUAUGACAGUGGAUCUUGGUUUAUUAUUAUUAUUAUUGUUAUUAUUAUUAUUGCUAGAGCAGUUGCAUCCUCCUAGCAGGCAAUGCUGAGCUUUUCCUCAGUCAUCUCCUAUUUUUUUCAGGCACUGCUCCAUGCUGUCUGCCUUCUGUAUUUUAAUGGAGUGAAUGGGCAUUGUGUUCUUUUAAGGAGUAGCAGGUUCCUGGGAGCUACUAAGACAGUCUAUCAACCUCAUGGCCUUGAAACAGUUCCAUUUAUGAUGGUGAAGGUAUCCAUUAAGAAAUUAGAAGGCUUUAAGAACUUUAUGUGAACAUCACUUAUUAGUUAAAGUUAUACUCAUAGCCUAAAAAAAUGCCCAACUGUGUCAAAAUAAAGGAUAUCUCUGUAUUACAAUUUUCACAGUA
This is a messenger RNA of Zalophus californianus (California sea lion), 5884 nucleotides long. It is a transcript of the gene PTPRG, whose product is annotated as protein tyrosine phosphatase receptor type G. The record is from RefSeq and is a predicted model, not a curated record. The transcript is spliced from 31 exons. Gene Ontology annotation, biological process: protein dephosphorylation. The coding region runs from base 743 to 5149 and encodes 1468 amino acids. Gene Ontology annotation, molecular function: protein binding; protein tyrosine phosphatase activity. Lineage: Eukaryota; Metazoa; Chordata; Mammalia; Carnivora; Otariidae.